Molecule: messenger RNA, 3762 nt
Organism: Rana temporaria (common frog)
Lineage: Eukaryota; Metazoa; Chordata; Amphibia; Anura; Ranidae
Gene: ARHGEF1
Product: Rho guanine nucleotide exchange factor 1
Exons: 33
Coding region: 226-3363 (1045 amino acids)
Biological process (GO): G protein-coupled receptor signaling pathway; intracellular signal transduction
Cellular component (GO): cytoplasm
Molecular function (GO): guanyl-nucleotide exchange factor activity; G protein-coupled receptor binding
Source: RefSeq, a predicted model, not a curated record
CCUCCCUUAGACUCUUUCCCAGCAACUUCCCCUCCCCCUGACACACAGCCCUUCCUGCCUCCACCUCUCCUCUGCAGUCUGUACUUUGAUGACAUCUCUGGGACCAAGUCCAUGAUCUCCCCCCCCCCAGACUGAACCCCCCCAAUGUGUAAAGGAGCUAAGUGAGCUGCAGGGUUCCUUGUGUGCAGGUCCCUCUGUGGCUCCCUGACCACCUAGACCAUUAGAAUGGAUCAAGACGACAGUCAUUAUGGGGGUACCCACUCCAUCAUAGGAGCGGAGGAUGAAGACUUUGAGAAUGAUAUUGAGCCGAAUGUUGAUGACCAAAGCAGCUAUUUCCAGAGCAUUGAACUCGUAAAGGAGCACCCUGCUUAUAUUAUGGUGUUUCUUCAUCAUGUUGUACUACAGUUUGACCCAAGCCCAGUGCUCUGCUACCUGCACGUGGAGAUCCUGAGAAACCUCAAUGCCAAAGAGGGAAAAAAGCUUUUCUUGGAUUUCUACAAUACGUUCCUCAUGAAAGGAGCGGUUAUGCGUGUCCAAAUCCCAAACAGCGUCUCCUUUGAACUGGAUCGGACAAGGCCAGACCUCAUCCCAGAUGACACACUCAAGAAGUAUCUCCAGGAGAUUCAGGCGUACCAGUUUCCAGAGAUUUCCAGACAGCUGGAAGAUUUCAGGGCUAAGCGGGUAUUGGGCAUGACUCCCGGCGAGACUGAACUUAAAGAACUGGAGUCUUAUCGGACCAAUGAUAAAUACAUCCUACAAUCCAAAGAGAAACAGCUGGCAGAGCGCCUACUGGUCAAGCUGGAUGAUAUGCACCCAAGCAUCUCUCCGGACGAGGAGAAAAGCUCUGCUAUUGUUCAUGCCAUCGCCAUCUACAUGAAGCACAUCGGGGUGAAGACCAAGGCGGCGGAUAGCAAAAAGCCUAAAAGUGGCUUUUUCCGGAAAAUGGUGUCUGCUAAGAAGCCAGAUGAACCUCCAAAGAGCAAGAAACCGUUCAGCAUCUGGAACCGCAAUGAAACCCCCCACAAUGUUGAUCCCAGGCCGAAGCUUGAGCCCGAAGCUGACAAACAAGGGGCCCCGGAGAGAAAGUUCAGCCACGGGCAGAGGACCUUUGACAGGAGCGACAGCAGCCUUGCGAAGCCCAAAGCCACCAAUGAGGGCCCGGACCUUGGUGUAUCUGUCACCAUACACCCUCCACCCAGUGAUCCCAGCGACAGUGACACAGUGUCUGAUGGAACCUCAUCCUUGGAUGUCACAGAUGUGUCCAAAGGGUCUCCAACCACAGAGCUGUGCCCAACAGACCAGCAAGAGGACAGUGCAGAGAAUGACAGACGGAAGAAAAGGAACUCUAGUAAACUGGGUCGCUCAGAGAGCCUGCGAGUUUACGAGCGCAAGCGUUCCCAGCGAGGCUCGGCUAAAGGCAAGCAGGCGCGCUCUCGCAGUGAUGUGGAUCUGGAGGCUGCAGCCCGAGCAAACGACUUGCAGCUCUCUUCAAGCAAAUCCAGCUCUAAAUCAGGCAACUUCACUCCUGAGCCUGGAGGGAGUGCAGAUGGUCCGCCGUCCUUUCUGCUUCCCCAGUCUGAGGAGACUGAGCCGCGCGUUUUGGAGAUCGAGAAUGACCCCCCAAACUGGAGGGAACUCGUCCCCCCUGAAACACUCCUCAGGCUGACGAAAAGCGAAAUCAAGCGGCAAGAGGUCAUCAAUGAACUGCUAUUCACAGAGCACGCUCAUGUUAGGAUGUUGCGUGUCCUCCAUGACAUCUUCUACCUUCCCAUGUUGAAUUCCUGGAUACCCAACAUGGAGCUGGAAAAUAUCUUCCCCAGUCUGGAUGACCUCAUAGAUGCUCAUGCCUUGUUCCUGGAUAACUUGAAAAAGCUGCGUCAGGAGAACAACUCCGUAAUCCAGGAGAUCGGGGACACGUUGCUACAGCGGUUUGAUGGCACAGAGGGACAAUGGUUUCAGAAGAUCUCUUCGAGGUUCUGUAGCCGACAGCCAUUUGCCCUGGAACAGCUGAAACAGAAGCAGAAGAAAGACCCCAGAUUCACACAGUUUAUUCAGGAGGCAGAGAGCCAUCCUCAAUGUCGCCGGUUACAAUUAAAGGAUAUUAUCCCCUUUGAGAUGCAGAGACUGACCAAAUACCCCCUACUACUGCAGAAUAUCGCAAACCUCACCGAGGAAGACGAGGAGAAGCAAAAAGUACAAAAGGCGGCUGAGAGUUGUCGGCAGAUCCUGAACCACGUCAAUACAGAAGUCCGAGAGAUGGAGAAUAAGAUGAAACUCACUGAUUACCAAAGACGUCUUGAUAUGUCAAACUUGAAGCAGAGCAGUGACCCGCUGUUCAAUGAGUUCAAGAACAUUGAUAUCAGCAAGAAAAAUCUCAUCUAUGAGGGAGCACUUACUUGGAGGGUCAGCAAGGACAAGUCAGUAGAUGUUCACGUCUUGCUGUUGGAUGACAUCAUGAUGCUACUUCAGAAGCAAGAUGAGCGAUUAGUCUUGAAGUGCCAAAGUCGGACACUCACCCCAACGCCGGAUGGGAAGCUGAUGCUGAGUCCAAUCAUUAAGCUGAAUACGGCAAUGGCUCGAGAAGUGGCUACUGAUAACAAGGCCUUCUUUGUUAUAUUCAAAUGGGAGGACAGACCGCAGAUUUAUGAACUGGUGGCCCCCACCACAUCUGAGAAAAACAUGUGGUUUUCUCUGGUCAAGCAAAGUACUGGCCAUUUUGAACCAUCUUCAAGCAAGGCAAGAAUGUCCUACAGCAGUCAACGCAUGAUCCCACAGAGCCCCUCGGAAUUUAGUGAGAAUGGUGCUUCCCUGAAGGAGUCUGUCACCAAAGAGGAAAAGGAGUCUUUGGAGGAAGCUGGUUUAGGACCGGAGGAGAGUCUUGGGGACCCGACCCUUAUGGAACAUCUGGCCCACAACUUGGGGGGCAAUGUGGCCAGUUCAGCUCUGGAAGAGGUGACGGUGCUGAAGAGGUUGUUAGUACGCAACAUUCGCCUUAGCCUUGAUGUGGAGUCGUUCCCCAACUUGGAGAGUUGGUCUGAUUUUUCCCGCGAAGAAACCGGAGCAUCUCAAAAUGUUCAAGAGGAAAAGGCCGCCAAUGGAGACCAGGAAGGAGAUAAUUCUGUUCCAGAGUCCGAGCGAGAAGGCAGAGACCCGGGAGAGAACGGUCAAGUCCUGGCCUCCAGAGAUGUUGGAGAGUCUCUAUGCGCUCCCAUCGUACUAUCUCAGGAGCAAUCGGAAGAGGUUAGAAGGCAUAUCCUACUACUGGAGGAGAAGGUCCACCAACUUAAGGUGAUAGAAGAGGAUUACCUACACCUGCAGAGGACAGUCACCAAAUUUUCAGUAUCACAAAGUAGUUUUACAUGAAACAGGGAAGUUCAAAUGUAUUUUCAUCACUUCCACAUCCACCAAGAAGGACAGCAACUCAACGCCAAAAUCUCCAUCUUUGUGUUCCCUUUGGGAUGGAUAAUCAUGCGGGUGGGACUAACCAAGACUGCCAGUCAUAGGAUGUGGGUGGGUGGGCGACCUUUUUUUUUUUAAAGGAGGCUCCUGUUUUAUUUCUAGUGGUCAAGACACAAGUGCCUUUUUUUGUUUUUAUAUGUAAUUUUUCAGGGACUGUAGCAGGGUGGGGAGAUCAAACAUCUCUCUCUUUAUAUAUAUAUAUAUAUAUGAUGUAUUCUCUUUUUUUUUUCUUUAAGUAUAUAUAUAUUAGAUAUAGAGAUUGUUAUUGUAGCUGUACAGUAAAAUGAUAUUGUUUGCUUAUUA